Periophthalmus magnuspinnatus is the source of this 4431-nucleotide messenger RNA. It is a transcript of the gene stat3, whose product is annotated as signal transducer and activator of transcription 3 (acute-phase response factor). The transcript has 24 exons. Gene Ontology annotation, molecular function: RNA polymerase II cis-regulatory region sequence-specific DNA binding; DNA-binding transcription factor activity, RNA polymerase II-specific. Bases 264 to 2621 code for a protein of 785 amino acids. NCBI's taxonomy places the organism in Eukaryota, Metazoa, Chordata, Actinopteri, Gobiiformes, Gobiidae. The record is from RefSeq and is a predicted model, not a curated record. Gene Ontology annotation, biological process: leptin-mediated signaling pathway; regulation of transcription by RNA polymerase II; cell surface receptor signaling pathway via JAK-STAT.
GUGUGACUGAAAAUGCCUGCGCUGUAGAAGAGAGAGAGAGGGGGGCCGUGUCGUGAAAGGUAGUGUACGAAGCGGUUAAGUGUGUAUUUCUUGCUAACAACUCAAAGAGACGGGUAUAAGUACUUAAAAUAACGAGUUUGUAUCGACUUUUACGUUGAUUUAAUCGGUUUGGUAGAAAAUUGAGCUGAAGACGUGAGGGCUGCAUUCGUUUCGCUAAACUUUCCUAAGAAUUUCCACGAAUCAGGUGAGUGGACUCGGUCAUCAUGGCGCAGUGGAACCAGUUGCAGCAGUUGGAGACUCGAUACCUGGAGCAGCUGUAUCACCUGUACAGUGACAGUUUUCCGAUGGAGCUACGACAAUUCCUCGCUCCAUGGAUUGAAAGCCAGGACUGGGCUUAUGCUGCUAACAAAGAGUCCCAUGCCACCCUGGUCUUCCAUAACCUCCUGGGUGAGAUUGAUCAGCAGUACAGCCGUUUCCUGCAGGAGAAUAAUGUUUUGUAUCAGCACAACCUGCGACGCAUCAAACAGCACCUCCAGAGCAAGUACCUGGAAAAGCCCAUGGAGAUCGCCCGGAUUGUGGCCCGCUGCCUGUGGGAGGAGCAGCGGCUGCUUCAGACCGCCACCACUGCCACACAGGAUGGUCAGGCGGCACACCCCACUGGGACAGUGGUCACAGAGAAACAGCAGAUUCUGGAGCACAACCUUCAAGACAUCAGGAAACGUGUUCAGGAUAUGGAACAGAAGAUGAAAAUGCUCGAAAACCUGCAGGACGACUUCGAUUUCAACUAUAAGACCCUCAAAAGCCAAGGAGAGUUGUCCCAGGAUCUGAAUGGGAACAGUCAGGCUGCAGCGACCCGACAGAAAAUGGCUCAACUUGAACAGAUGUUGAGCGCUUUGGACCAGCUCAGACGACAAAUCGUGACAGAGUUGGGGGGGCUCCUGACGGCAAUGGAUUACGUCCAGAAGAACCUGACGGACGAGGAGCUGGCCGACUGGAAGCGGAGACAGCAGAUUGCCUGCAUCGGGGGACCACCCAACAUCUGCCUGGACCGCCUCGAGACAUGGAUCACGUCGUUGGCCGAGUCUCAGCUCCAAAUCCGGCAGCAGAUCAAGAAACUGGAAGAGCUUCAGCAGAAAGUCUCAUACAAAGGAGACCCCAUAAUCCAGCACCGGCCAGCUCUGGAGGAGAAGAUCGUCGACCUGUUUAGGAGUCUCAUGAAGAGUGCGUUUGUGGUGGAGAGACAGCCGUGUAUGCCCAUGCAUCCAGACCGGCCCCUGGUCAUCAAAACAGGAGUGCAGUUCACAAAUAAAGUCAGAUUAUUGGUUAAGUUUCCAGAGCUCAACUACCAGCUGAAAAUUAAAGUUUGUAUUGACAAGGAAUCUGGAGAUGUUGCUGCCAUUCGUGGUUCACGUAAAUUUAACAUCCUCGGCACCAACACCAAAGUUAUGAACAUGGAGGAGUCCAACAAUGGAAGUCUGUCUGCAGAGUUCAAACAUUUGACCCUAAGAGAGCAGAGGUGUGGUAACGGCGGUCGCACCAACAGUGAUGCCUCUUUAAUCGUCACAGAAGAGCUGCAUCUCAUCACUUUUGAAACCGAAGUCUAUCACCAGGGUCUGAAGAUUGACCUAGAGACCCACUCACUACCAGUUGUUGUCAUCUCCAACAUCUGCCAAAUGCCAAAUGCCUGGGCGUCCAUUCUGUGGUACAACAUGCUCACCAACCACCCAAAGAAUGUGAACUUCUUCACCAAACCUCCGGUCGGGACAUGGGACCAAGUGGCUGAAGUCCUGAGCUGGCAGUUCUCCUCCACCACCAAAAGGGGGCUCACUAUUGAACAGCUCACUACACUGGCAGAGAAAUUGUUGGGACCUUGUGUGAACUACUCUGGAUGUCAGAUCACAUGGGCCAAGUUCUGUAAGGAAAACAUGGCAGGGAAGGGCUUUUCUUUCUGGGUGUGGUUGGAUAAUAUCAUUGACCUGGUUAAGAAGUAUAUCCUCGCAUUGUGGAACGAAGGUUAUAUCAUGGGUUUUAUCAGUAAGGAGCGGGAAAGAGCGAUCCUGAGCCCAAAACCUCCCGGGACAUUUUUGUUGAGGUUCAGUGAGAGCAGCAAAGAGGGCGGCAUCACUUUCACAUGGGUGGAGAAGGACAUCAGCGGUAAGACACAGAUCCAGUCGGUGGAGCCUUACACCAAACAGCAGCUCAACAACAUGUCGUUCGCUGACAUCAUCAUGGGCUACAAGAUCAUGGACGCCACCAACAUCCUGGUCUCACCGCUGGUCUACCUGUACCCAGACAUCCCCAAGGAGGAGGCUUUCGGCAAAUACUGCAGACCAGAGGCUUUACCGGAGCCAGGGGACGGAGGGGGAGACUCCACCAGCAUAACCCAGCCAUAUUUGAAGACCAAGUUCAUCUGCGUUACCCCGUGUCCCUCGGUGUUCAUGGACCUACCGGACAGUGAUCUGCUUGGGAACGGAUUCCCAGGCACAAAUUCAGGGAACACCAGCGACCUGUUCCCCAUGUCUCCUCGUACUCUCGAUUCUCUCAUGCACAACGAGGCAGAGGCCAGUCAGGGACAUCUUGAGUCGCUGACUUUAGACAUGGACGUAGCGUCACCGAUCUGAAGUUACACCGCUCCCCUGUUUUAAAGUAUUGUUUAUUUUUGUGGGUGUAAGAUUAUCAUUAUAACCCAUUAUUUCACCCCCUGUACAUAGUUUUUGCUUUGAUUGUACAAAAUUGUCCGAUUUCACUUAUUAUUUUAAUGGAUUUAAUUAUGUUUUUUCAAGGCAUUGCCACUUUUUGAUGGUUUAAUUCAAUGGUGUACAAUUUUACUUUUACUUCUCUAGUGCUGCAACACACACAGCCCUUAACACAGCUACUACUGUGGAUAGAAACAUAUUUUUAUUAAAUCAGGUAUUUUAUGCAAUAUUGAGACAUGAAUGGAUUUCUUCACAUAAGAUUGUCGUAGUAAUCAUUAAAUGUGGUAUAAGCUACUUAUAAUGCCUCUUGGGAAAUUAACAAUUUUUGUAUGUUUAGUCCAAUUAUCUCUAAAGGCGAAGGGUGCUAGAAAGACGAGAAACCAUUUAAAAUACAGUAAUGCGCAAAAGUUCAAUUCAGUUUUGUUAGAUUAUGUUUCGGUCUGGACUAAUGUUGAGUUAUUUGCGUGACAGGAUCAAUGCCUUCACAGAGGUCUCUCAAGUGCUUUUGAUCUUGUUUCUAAAAUUAUAACCUUAAAGGGGGGAUAUUAUCCAAAAAUUAUCCGAUUUAUUUUUGCUCUCCACCAUGUUAUAACAGUGUCCCCUCAUCAAAAACGACUAAAAAGGUUUGAGAUGUCAUCCAAACAUGUUUAAGUAAUUUAGCAAUCUCUCUCAGGACCUAUUUAAACCCUCCUUACGGUUAGCUGUAACAUUCUGUCCAAGGCUCCGCCCACAAGCCUACGUCACCCAUACUCUCACAUGACAGUUUUCUAAAUAUACAAAAACAUGAUACAAAACUGUACACAACAACUUCACAAAACUGAUGUGAUGUGCAGUAGUUUCAUUAGCAGCAUGCAGGGCGAGUGACUUAGCACAGGGAGCAAAGGGAGAGGAGACAUAAACAAAAGUGAAACAUGUUAAUAAUCGUUGUUUUGGGCAAAUAUAGCAUUUUCAAAACAAUAAAAUGAAACGUGGUGGUCUAAAUAUGUUCUGCGUUACAGUUAAUACCCCGUAGACGUAAAAUACCCCUCUUUAAUUUGCUCUCAAAAACCUGUUAGUUUUGCACAAACCUGUACAUUUUAACAGCAUUUUAGUGGUUGUUCUAAAUAUUGCACUGUAGUAAUCCUUUUGUGUGCAUGAGUGGUGCAGUGAAUUGAGAUUUUACCCACAAACCAGACGGUAGCUAGUUCAAACCUUGCCCACAUGUUUGUUGUGUUCUUGGGCAAUGCACUUCACACACUCUCGCCAAAAUAAGUGAUGCUGGUUGCCACAGGGAGGGCAUCUGGCGUAGAAACACCUGCCACAUCACCUUGCGGUCAUCUUGGCAACCCAAACUAUAUAAAAAAUCAUGUUGAAAGAGCAAAUAUUACGCUAUUUUCUGAUCUUUGUUCUAAUGUUGUUUCCUCGUCACAAACAGACCUGGAGUUGUGUUUUGUUUGUUUUUGAUGAUGUAACGACAUUAUAACGUUGCUUAAAGCUCACAUGAGUCCAUUUUGUGUAAUAUAGGACCUUUAGUUGAAACGUGUAUAUUGCACUAGCUUCACUGUUGCCCUGUUCUCGCCUUCACUCAGUAACUUCUUGUAUUGUUAUUUUUGUACUGUAUGAGUUGGUAUAAAAUAUAUUGUGAAAUGUGUAAUACUAGCCUAACAUGUUUAUCCCUGUAUCUAUGUUUCCCUCAAUGAAACCAUGUGAAAUACUGUAAGUUUGUUGACAGAGGGUAAUAAAAAUGGUAGCACUA